Messenger RNA from Dovyalis caffra, 534 nucleotides. The record is from the annotation of a GenBank genome assembly. NCBI's taxonomy places the organism in Eukaryota, Viridiplantae, Streptophyta, Magnoliopsida, Malpighiales, Salicaceae.
AUGGACGUUGCCGCUUCAGAGUUUCUCAAAGAUGGAAAAUACGACUUGAACUUUAAAAACCAACCAAAUGAUGGAGCUCAUGCAAUCUCAGCCCAAAGCCUUGGUGACCUCUACAAGGAAUUUGUUAAGGAAUUCCCUAUUGUGUCUAUUGAAGAUCCCUUUGACCAGGAUGAUUGGAGUUCAUGGACUUCACUACAGUCUUCAGUUGAUAUCCAAAUUGUUGGAGAUGACUUGUUGGUCACAAACCCAAAGAAAAUCGCUGAAGCAAUUCAGAAGAAGGCUUGUACAGUGACUGAAUCCAUUAGAGCAGCACUUGAUUCCAAAGCUGCAGGAUGGGGUGUUAUGGUCAGCCACCGAAGUGGUGAAACUGAGGAUAACUUCAUAGCUGAUCUUUCUGUUGGCUUGGCCAGUGGACAGAUAAAGACUGGGGCUCCUUGCAGAAGUGAGAGGUUGGCCAAGUAUAAUCAGCUUCUGCGCAUUGAAGAGGAACUUGGAAAUGUGCGUUAUGCCGGUGAAGCUUUCAGAUCCCCUUAG